Messenger RNA from Thalassophryne amazonica, 1726 nucleotides. It is a transcript of the gene cyp20a1, whose product is annotated as cytochrome P450 20A1. NCBI's taxonomy places the organism in Eukaryota, Metazoa, Chordata, Actinopteri, Batrachoidiformes, Batrachoididae. The coding region runs from base 142 to 1530 and encodes 462 amino acids. The record is from RefSeq and is a predicted model, not a curated record. The transcript has 13 exons. Gene Ontology annotation, cellular component: membrane. Gene Ontology annotation, molecular function: monooxygenase activity; heme binding; oxidoreductase activity, acting on paired donors, with incorporation or reduction of molecular oxygen.
AGUUUUCCCUGCGUGCUAUCCAGACAGUAUAAUCGAACAGACGGUUCACUUUCUGUUGACGUGGUGGUAACAAUUUUCGACUUUCACAUAUUUAUACGUAAAAGUUAGUUAGUUGAGCAGUGCUGGCAGAAGCGAGCAGUUAUGCUGGACUUUGCCAUCUUUGCCGUCACGUUUGUCAUUAUUUUGGUGGGCGCCGUCCUCUAUUUGUACCCGUCAUCCAGACAAGCAUCCGGCAUCCCAGGACUCAACCCAACAGAUGAGAAGGAUGGAAACCUGCAGGACAUUGUCAGCCGAGGCAACCUGCAUGACUUUCUAGUCAGUCUGCACGAGGACUUUGGGUCUGUGGUGUCGUUCUGGUUUGGAGGCAGGCCAGUGGUCAGCCUCGGCUCCGUGCACCAGCUACAGCAGCAUGUCAACCCCAACCACACUACUGACUCUUUUGAGACAGUGUUGAAGUCGUUGCUUGGUUACCAGUCUGGGAUGACAAGCGGGGCCGGGGACACUGUGAUAAGGAAGAAGGUGUAUGAGAGCGCCAUCAACAGCACACUGAAGAACAACUUCACACUUGUGCUGAAGUUGGUGGAAGAGCUGGUGGCAAAGUGGAGAUCCUAUCCAAAGGACCAGCACGCCCCGUUGUGCGCCCACCUGCUGGGCCUUGCCAUGAAGACCGUCACCCAGCUGGGUCUGGGCGAUCACUUCAGAGAUGAUGCUGAGGUUAUCCACUUCCGCAAGAACCACGAUGCGAUCUGGUCCGAGAUUGGGAAAGGCUACUUGGAUGGCUCCUUAGAGAAAAGCCCCAGCAGAAAAGCACGUUAUGAAAAGGCUCUGUCAGAAAUGGAAUCUGUGCUGCUGUCAUUGGUGAGGGGGAGGAAGGCCCAGAGGAAGCAGACGGUGUUUGUGGAUUCUCUGAUCCAGUCCAGCUUCACAGAACGACAGGUCAUGGAGGACUGUAUGGUUUUCACUUUGGCUGGAUGUGUUAUUACUGCUAACUUGUGUAUCUGGGCCAUUCACUUCUUGUCCACCUCAGAAGAAGUGCAGGACAAGUUGUACAAGGAGCUGGUGGAUAUUUUGGGUUCUGAACCAGUUUCUCUGGAUAAGAUCCCUCAGUUGAGAUAUUGCCAGCAAGUCCUCAAUGAGACUGUCAGGACUGCUAAACUAACCCCCAUUGCUGCUCGGCUGCAGGAAGUGGAGGGGAAAGUCGACCAUCAUCUCAUCCCAAAAGAGACCUUGGUGAUCUAUGCCUUGGGAGUGAUCCUGCAGGAUUCAGACACCUGGAGCACACCAUACAGGUUUGACCCAGAUCGGUUUGAAGAGGAAUCGGCACAAAAAAGCUUCUCUCUCCUGGGCUUCUCGGGUAACCAAACAUGCCCAGAGCUCAGGUUUGCGUACACUGUAGCUACGGUCCUGCUCAGCACGCUGGUGCGGCAGCUGAACCUUCACCAGUUGAAGGAUCAGGUCAUGGAGGUCAGAUCUGAACUGGUAUCUACACCCAAAGAAGAAACCUGGAUCACUUUCAGCAGAAGGAGCUAGACCUAAUACCCAACUCCACUCGUGGGCAAUCUGAAAAAUUUCAUUCCAAAAAGCAAUGUUUCAGAAAUGGCACACGUCACACAUGUCUGUGACUGACGUUACAACCUUUUUUUACAUAGUAUUAUCUCCAUUGGUGGCUUUUAUUUAAAAUUGGUUGUAUUUUAUUUUGGAAUUAAACUGUUCAUGACCAUCAUUG